Molecule: messenger RNA, 6796 nt
Organism: Parus major (Great Tit)
Lineage: Eukaryota; Metazoa; Chordata; Aves; Passeriformes; Paridae
Gene: VIPR2
Product: vasoactive intestinal peptide receptor 2
Exons: 13
Coding region: 62-1381 (439 amino acids)
Biological process (GO): adenylate cyclase-modulating G protein-coupled receptor signaling pathway; cell surface receptor signaling pathway
Cellular component (GO): plasma membrane
Molecular function (GO): G protein-coupled peptide receptor activity; vasoactive intestinal polypeptide receptor activity; peptide hormone binding
Source: RefSeq, a predicted model, not a curated record
GAACGGGGCCCGCGGAGCGCCGCGGGGCAGCGCAGCCCGGCGGGCCCGGCACUCGGCGGGCAUGAGCGCCCUGCCGCUCCUGCUGCUCUCGCUCUGCUGGAGCCUGGGGCGGGUGAAUGGUGUCCAUCCAGAAUGCAGAUUUCAGCUGGAGAUUCACAAGGAGGAAACCAGGUGCAUGGAGCUUCUAAAGAAUGCAAAGCCAGUGGACUACAAAGGAUGUGUUGGAGUUUGGGAUAACAUCACCUGUUGGCGUCCUGCGAAGAUUGGAGAGACAGUCACUGUCCCUUGUCCAAAAGUAUUCAGCCUUUUUUCUGGCAAACCAGGAAAUAUUAGCAAAAAUUGUACAAGUAAUGGAUGGUCGGAUAUAUUUCCUGACAUCUUAAGUACUUGUGGAUAUAAUGACUACGAAGACGAUUAUAAGGUCAACUUCUAUGUGAGGGUGAAAGCAAUUUAUACCCUUGGACACAGCGUAUCUCUGAUUGCUCUUACAACAGGAAGUAUAAUUCUUUGCCUUUUCAGAAAACUUCAUUGUACUCGGAACUACAUUCAUCUGAACCUGUUCCUCUCUUUCAUUCUAAGAGCAAUCUCUGUUUUAGUCAAGGAUGAUAUUCUUUAUUCCAGCUCCAACACAGCUCACUGUCCAGAGGAUCAAACCUCAUGGGUGGGCUGCAAGGCAAUUCUGGUGUUUUUUCAGUAUGGUGUUAUGGCAAACUUUUACUGGCUCUUAGUGGAAGGACUUUACCUCCAUAUCCUCCUUGUGCUAAUAUUCUCCCCCAACAGACACUUCACAAUCUACCUGCUGAUAGGAUGGGGAAUUCCUACAAUAUUCAUUAUUACGUGGACAGUGACACGGAUCGUUCUAGAGGACACUGGUUGCUGGGAUACAAAUGAGCAUGGUGGUCCCUGGUGGGUUAUACGAAUACCAAUUUUAAUUUCUAUUAUAGUGAAUUUUAUACUUUUCAUAAGCAUUAUAAGAAUCUUGCUGCAGAAGUUAAGAUCUCCAGAUGUCGGAGGAAAUGACCAGUCACAGUACAAGAGACUUGCAAAAUCCACUUUGUUGCUUAUUCCAUUAUUUGGAGUUCACUACACUGUGUUUGCUCUAUUUCCUGACCGCAGUUCCAACAAUUAUAAAAUAAUCUUUGAGUUGUGUUUGGGAUCUUUUCAGGGGUUGAUUGUUGCAGUCCUGUAUUGUUUUUUGAACAGUGAAGUGCAGGGGGAGCUGAAAAGAAAGUGGCGGAGUUUGUGCUGGAAGCAGACAGCGGGCAGAGAUUACAGACUCCACAGCUCGUCCAUUUCUAGAAAUGGAUCAGAAAGUGUUUCCCAACUCCACCGGAAUUCAAGAGCUCAUUCAUUUAUGCAGACAGAGACCACCAUGAUAUAAAUGAGCUAGGUCCCCCCCAAACAUGAAAAACUGUGGAUAUAUCAUUCAUUAUACAGCUUGAUGUGAUAUUUUAUGAAAUGUACAGUUUAGUGCUUUGCUUUUCUACAUGUUGGUAUUUGGGGAAUUGGUUUGUGCAGCCAAGCUGUUAAUAGCAGAGAAGCCUGUCCCAUGGAUGCUUUCUGUUUUGUUCAAAUGGUAUUCAUAUUAAUUCUGAUGUUCUCUUGCAGUUUACUGUCUGUAACAAUUCAAAAACUCAUUUUCCAUAAAGGUCGCUUUACCUUCCAAAAUGGCUACAAGAUCCAUGCAUGGUAUCCUGCUCAAUGCAGACUUCUUUGGCACAAGUAAGGGUUAAGAUGGGAAGCAAGAAAAUUUCUUACACUUUAUUUAUACUUAAGGAAACAUUGCCUUAAGGGUUAGGAAAUUAUUUUCUAAUUAUGGAAAAUAAGAUUUAAAAAAAAAAUCUAAGGCUAUAAUUAACCACACUGGGAAUUCAGUGUGCUAAUCCAGGAAAUCAUGAACAUGAUUUACACAGGAGGAAAAAGGUAGUACUUCUAGGCUAAUGGUAUAAAUUUCAGAGAUUACUUUCUACAGAGUUUGAUUUCAAUCCUGUUGUCACUUUCAAAAGUGCCUAGUUUAAUAUUUGAGUGCAGAGUGUAGGGCCACCUUUACAGUCCAUACAGAAAGAACUGCUAUAUUACUUUUGAAUUUAGUAGUUCUCAGUUGUUCUCCCCUGUUUAAAGUCAGAUUUGUGACUUUCGUGAAGGAAUUUUCUGAAGAGGUAUAUUUUAUUUUGUAAAGCAGCCUGGCAUAGGAUAAACAGUCUUGAAUAGCACAUUACACACUGAAAAUACCAUUUUUUUGCAAUAUUAUCAUUGAAAUCUGUCUCUUGGAACUACAUAUUUGACUACAAAAGACAAAGAAUAGUGCAGUGAAGUUACAACUCACAUUUAAUGAAAAAUGUAAAUUCUUUUACAUUUAUUCAGUUCCAUAUAUAUCUGAAAUUAUUUAAAAUAUAUGACCCCCAGGAAAAAAAACAACAAACAAACAGAAUCCCUAAAACUUACCGUAAAAGGCAUAAAGAAGGCAUUUUCAGCAAUGCCAAGCCUCUUAUGUUGCCACAUUUACAAAAAAAAAGGCAGAGAACUGACAGUCUUAUUAAAAAGUAUACAACAUUUCCGCUCUUUAACAGAAAUAAAUGCAGUGAUAUUUUCUUCCCAUGCCAACAUUUAACCAUGUCCACCCUACAUUACAGGUUGGAAUGAUUUGUAUUUGCAUGAGUACCUCCAUACAAACCAUUGCCCUCAUAUUUCAGACAGAUUUUAUGGAGCCAGCAGAAUCCAAGGUCCCUACUCUUGUCAGAUACAGGGAAGAACAGCAGCAAGGGCAUCUCUUGGCAGGCAUAUUUGUGCAUUCUUGAAAAUAUUACCAGCACGGGGAAAGGACUGAGCAGCUGUCAAAGUGUCCCUGCAAUUCUUGAUCUGAUUUAAUCCAGCCAUUUAUCAGUCAAACACAAUUUGUUUUAACAGGAUUGUCAUGGAGUCACAAAAAGUUUUGUCAGACCAAAGAUAGAAAGGGCCCCAUGGUUCACUGCUACAGAAUGUGGUGAAUGUUACAUGACACCAGUAGGUAUCAUUUGAGUUAAAUAACAACCACUCAAAGAAUUGUUACUUACAAAAACUGAAUUUAAAUAAGCUAUUGGUCACUUCCAGACCAUUCAUAAUGUUUUCUUCUUGGCAAAGUAAUUAUGAGAUUCUGGAUGAAAGUAGGCUGACCAAGGACAUUCCCAUGGGGUCUAAAGAUGUCCCCUUACACAUGUAUUUAAACUAAAUAUAUUCCCAAAUACUUUAGACUAAGGAAGCUGCUAAAAUUUAGUAUGUUUCCUGGAUCUCUGGAAAAACUUAUCACAAGCUCUUAACUGCAAAUAUAUGAAGACCCACUGGAGCUUUGGGAGCUGCUCUUACACUUAAAUUAAACACAUCUGCACAAAUUAGGAUUCUUUGUCUGCAGUGGAAUUGGGACUGCUCAGUUCCCUGAGAUGUGAUGUGCAGGAUGUUCUUUUUUCCCCUUAAUUUCUAGGGUAGAAAGGCACAUGUGACAAGCAUUCAAGUGUGCUCAUCUUUUUGCUCAAAUGAGGUUAUGUGAGCAAGUUGACACACAGACAGAAUGAUAGCACAGAAAUAGAUGUUUCAGGCAGUCAUUUCCAUCAGUCUGCUCUGCAUGAUGCAUCACCAAUUAUAUGUGUUUAUAACACAUUGUAUCUUAGAGAAAACUGUCUUUGUUCUAAUUAGGUGAGCAUGGAAAAAAUCUGCAUUUUAAUUAUUUCUGGGUUAUAAAAAAGAAAACCCCAAAUAAGAAAAUACAUUUUAUGCUGCAACAAACCAGCAUUGUUUCCUUUAACAGGGUGCAGAUGCGUUUGGGCUUGAUUCUACUUUUCAUGUAGGGUGAAAUGCCACAUGAGAAGUUUACAGUGGGAGAACAUAGGGGUAUCACUAAUUUGUAAAGGACAAUGUGGUCAUGGAAAGAAUGGCACACAGGAGAGAGAGGUGCUGUAUAUAUUUCUUUCAACCCAGUCAAAAGUACAGUACUUUGGAGAACCUCAUCAUUAUAUUAAUAAUGUAAAUGCAGAUAAUCUAAAUACUGUUUUAUGAGACAGUUUAACUUGAUAAUGCUUUGUACAAGCAGUAAACACACAGAGGGCACUGUGCUCACUCAUUUUUAUUCCCAGAAAAUUUCUGAUUUCCAAAUAAUUUUAUGCAAAGUUACAGCUUCAACCCUAUACACCAGUUUGACUUUCAGCUGCCUUUUCAUGAACAGAUACACAUAAUAAAAAAUGUCUGUAAAAGAUGCAUAAAAUUCGACAAAUAUAGAACUCAAUCAGUGGUUUUCAUCUUUACAACACCGAAAACAAGGCAGCUUCUCAUGGCUUUGUCUUUCAUUGCAUUUUGCUGAGGAGUAUGGGAUUAAAUGCUCUUGUUCUGUGCUGUGGUGACUCUAAAGAGUCAAAAGUACAAUGCAAUGAAACAUCAUUUGGCCUUCUGUCAUCCCUAAUCCUAGUUCUCACUCAGUCCUAGCAGCAUCAGGGGAGGAAGUAGAGGCUGCAAGACAAGUGUAACUUUUCCCUACACCUCCCUUUCUUCAUUCCUUUACUGCCUCUUUACCUUUGGUUGCAUCAGGGUCCAAACUGAGUUGUAAAGUCUUCAAGGCAGGAAACAUGCACAUUUUUUUUUGUGCAUCUGCACUGAAAAACCAGUAGCACAGCUUGUACUUACUGAAUAAGAAUGGUAAUACAGUUCACUCCCAGUACCAUGGUUAACUGCUGUGCUUUACCUCUCCUGGAGGCACCAUUAAUUCGGAGUGAUUUCUGUCACCAUUACCUGCUGCUGCUGCCUGAGGAACACAGUGACACCUUACUAAUUACAAUUAAAAGAUAUAUAUGGACACUGACUUAAAUUUUCCUCUGCAGUCUAUUUCAGCUGGGUGCUUGAUAAACUCAGGUGAAAUUCAUCUGCCCUGGUUUUGGUGUCUGAAAGCUGAAUGUUUGUGCUAAAGACACUUUUACAGGGCUUUCCACAGUCAUCAUAGAGAAAGAGGCACCAGCUGAAGAUGACUCCUUCCAUGUUCAGCUGGGCAUCUGAGGCAGGAAAGCUGCACCUAGUUUUCUCUUUACUUACUAUAGAACGAGUCUGGUGUGUACUUGGAUUUCUCACUCCAUAGAUAGAAUCAGGUAAGAUGUAUCCCUCCAGAAGAGAUCAUUAAUCCUUCUGGGUUAUUUAUAUUAAUAUUACACAGAUACCCCUUUUUAAGGCAAUUACCUUGGGCUGGCCAAACUUAUUCUCCAAGAAAAGUGCAGUGUAAUUCCAAAGGUGAGGCAGUGGAGGAUCCUGCAGUUCAGUUGGUCAGGCGUCCCUGCCUUCCAUGACAAAGCCCACAGGCUUAUAUCUCAUUUUGAUUUCCCUGGCCUCAGCUUCCAGACAAUGUUUGUAUUUUGGGGUUAGGUGUUUGGCUUUUUGCCUUUUGUAGGGGGAGCCAUGCUAAAAGAAAGUGCUUUACAGUACCCAAAAUUUUCUUUAUGUUGUACUGCAAGUAGCCAGCUGAGGAAUACCCAAUCUAAGCUUGUGAUGGGUCUGUACUGUAGCAGCAAUUGAUAACUGAUGGCAAAUAGCAUUACAAAAAACCUUCAACAGUCAAGUUGGAGCCAUCCUACCCCACUCUGUAGCAUCUGCUUCAUGUCCUGAUUCACCCUAGGCUUGAAGCCCUUUUGCCUUUAACACACCAAAGGGCAAAGCAACAGACAUAGACCCUCAGCAAACCAGAGAUUCUGUCUGGGGCAGAGUGGUGAAAUAAGGCAUUGCCAGGUGCAUGUGGCACACAGUCCAUGUACAAAGACUAAGAUGAAUCAUCUGCAACAUUUGUCCUCUAUUUUUCAAAAAAUCAUCUCCUGUUAACUGUGAAUUUGCCCAGUUCAGCAAAGUGAUUUGGGAUUAAGUCCAGAUUCAGACUAUACAGAUUUUUUUCAGACAUAAGGAAAAAUCAAGCCCUAAAUAUGUCUGACAAAAAGAAAGAACAGGAAAGUAACCUACAAACAAAGCUGCUAUGUGUAUAAGGGUCAUCAUCUGAACAAUUAUUGUCUGUGCAUAGUGAUAGAGAAAAUACCUUUACCAACAGGAGUCCCUUCAUGUUACCAUGAGUGCCUAUAUCAGCAGUGGGCUGCCAUUACUACCCUGACAUGACCAAAUGCAGAAGUUAGGGUCCAGUGCUAUUCUGUUGCUGAAAAAAAUAAAAUUAUGAAGUAUUCUAACAUGUAUAUUACAAGAGUACAUCAGGACAACAUUUAAAUAGAGCAUUCUAUGAGAUGGUUUAGCCACUCUAUGUUGAAUCUGGUUCUGCCCAAUGAUAGCAGGUUGUAGUUAAAUCCAAGUCAGGCAUUGUCAGCUAAAAAAGGGACUGAAAUGUCCCAAACCCCUCUAUUUCCCAAAGCACUGUAAUAAGUUUAUGGAAAAACCUGCAGGUUUUUUUGUCCUGGCACAUUAGUAUGAGUAUUACUUCAGACUUCUCUUUUGUCAUCUUUGUUAUAACUUUGUAUCUGUCAAGUAUGGUAAAAAUUAAAGAUUAUGUAAAUGAAUGUGAUUAUUUUUUACAAAAUGUACAGAUUAUGAUGUUGUAUAGAUUAAUGUGUGUAAAUAGAUUUCAUACUGUAAUUCACUAUAGUUUUCUUCUGGUUUUGCUCUUUUGUUCUUUUCUGGUUUCAGUUUUUAAUGUCACAAACCUAACAGCCUUCUCUGAGAUGUUAUGUAUAAAGCUGUGAACAAAUAAGUGUUUACAUCUUUAUGCUAUUACAGAUAAUAGUAAUCAAUAACACCAUAAUGGACUGAAGAGGAAUCAGAGAAUAAAAAUUUUAAAAGUUUUCCACAAAAA